Molecule: messenger RNA, 1140 nt
Organism: Gigantopelta aegis
Lineage: Eukaryota; Metazoa; Mollusca; Gastropoda; Neomphalida; Peltospiridae
Product: retinal rod rhodopsin-sensitive cGMP 3',5'-cyclic phosphodiesterase subunit delta-like
Exons: 6
Coding region: 96-539 (147 amino acids)
Biological process (GO): sensory perception of light stimulus
Cellular component (GO): cytoplasm
Source: RefSeq, a predicted model, not a curated record
CGUAGCUUCUCCAUAUUGAAUUCUUGACAGAUUGGCUUCGGUAGAAACGUGUUGUUUCAUCGUUUUAGUUUAAUUUUUUAGUCACAUAUUUCACGAUGCCGUCAAAGGCUGAAGAUAUUAUGAAAGGUUUCAAAUUAAAUUGGAUGAAUUUAAGGGAUGCGGACAGUGGAAAGAUAUUGUGGCAGUCCAAUGAUGAUUUAUCAUCACCAGAUUCAGAACAUGAAGCACGGGUACCUAAAAAAAUUCUCAAAUGCAGAGCAGUGUCAAGAGAGGUAAAUUUUUCAUCACUAGAACCCAUGGAGAAAUUUAGGCUGGAGCAAAAAGUGAUGUUCAAAGGAAAAAUUUUGGAAGAGUGGUAUUUUGAGUUUGGGUUUGUAAUUCCUGGUUCUACGAACACAUGGCAGUCAGUUAUAGAGGCAGCUCCCGAGAACCAGAUGAUGCCAGCUAGUGUUCUCAAUGGCAAUGUGUUAAUAGAAACUCGAUUUUACGAUGGUGAUCUCCUGGUCAGUACGUCGAAGGUGCGGAUAUUCUACGUAUGAUUCUAGUCAUUACCAUCUCGUCGUACUAUCCGCCAUAAAACACUCACAGGUUAACCCAGCUCAUCUCCUCAUCACUGAGCUUGGGAAGACCACUGCUAAAACUAUUCCUCUUUUGCAGAAUCUAUAAAAACUGCAAAUGUUAUACAUGUGAUACUGAAUACAUCUUGAUGCAGUGCAAACAAAAAUAGUGUCAUAUUAAGGAUCCUGCCAAACAUGGAUAGAUAGUACAAGUGUAAAUAAUCUGUUUUUCUGCUUUGUCGUAUCGUACAAUAAAACAGAUGUUUUAAGCUGGCAUUUAGGAAUAAAAGCUUGGGUUGUAAUUGACGUAUGGAAGUUGAAGGUGCCAUAGACAAUUGAUAACAAAUUCACCAGAAAGUUAAUUUGAUAAUUUAGCCUUUUAAUUGAUCUGUAUUGUGUGACAUUUUAUUUGACCGACAAAAACUGAAUUGGCUCUACAUUGACAAAAACUGAAUUGGCUGGACAUUACAACUGCCAAAUGAUUAACUCUUUGUCCAGCUUAACCUGUGUAAGAGAACAUACAUGUAAGUGUUGAUGCAAUGGUAUGGGGAUGGGGAAAAGCCCCCCCCCCCCCCCCCCCCAA